CGGCCCCGUGCAGAGUCCCGAGCGUGCCGGCUACCGAGUGGCUGCGGCCUCUCUCGCUGCGGCCGGGUCUGUAGCCUGACAGGUCCUUGAGCCGAGAAGCAUGAACCGCAGCCGCCAGGUGACAUGCGUGGCCUGGGUCCGCUGCGGCGUGGCCAAAGAGACGCCAGACAAGUGCAUUUUCAGGCGUAACUGGGAAGAGAGCACAGCUGGGAAAACUCCACUUUCCACUCCUGUGCUCGGUGUUCGACGGAGUAAGGAUGAAUGUGGUGUAGAAAAACGGGUGUGCAGGCUAAGAUGUCUCCCUUUUUCCAAUCUUUCAGUUUACAAUCAAGAAGAAGACUCUUUUUAUGUGCACCAUGAUAUACUCUUGUCUGCAUAUCCUCUGUGUGUGGAAUGGCUGAAUUUUGAUCCUAGCCCAGAUGAUUCUACUGGAAAUUAUAUUGCAGUGGGAAACAUGACCCCUGUUAUUGAAGUGUGGGACCUUGAUAUAGUGGACUCUUUAGAACCAGUAUUCACACUUGGAAGUAAGCUUUCAAAAAAGAAGAAAAAGAAAGGAAAGAAGAGUUCCUCAACAGAAGGGCAUACUGAUGCUGUCCUUGACCUUUCAUGGAAUAAGCUAAUCAGAAAUGUGUUGGCAAGUGCAUCAGCUGACAGUACUGUAAUUCUGUGGGAUAUGUCCUUGGGGAAACCAGCAGCUAGCCUUGCCGUACACACAGACAAGGUCCAGACUCUGCAGUUUCAUCCAUUUGAAGCACAGACUCUGAUUUCUGGAUCAUACGAUAAGUCAGUGGCUUUGUACGACUGCCGAAGUCCAGAUGAAAGCCAUCGAAUGUGGCGAUUCAGUGGGCAGAUUGAGAGAGUGACUUGGAAUCACUUUUCACCUUGUCAUUUUUUGGCCAGUACAGAUGAUGGCUUUGUAUAUAAUUUGGACGCACGGUCAGAUAAACCAAUUUUUACACUUAAUGCCCACAAUGAUGAAAUUUCUGGUCUUGAUCUAAGCAGUCAAAUCAAGGGCUGUCUUGUGACUGCUUCAGCAGACAAAUAUGUGAAGAUCUGGGACAUCUUAGGAGAUAGGCCAAGUCUAGUUCAUUCUAGGGACAUGAAAAUGGGAGUUCUCUUCUGUUCUUCAUGUUGCCCUGAUUUGCCAUUUAUUUAUGCCUUUGGAGGUCAGAAAGAAGGGCUUCGGGUCUGGGAUAUAAGCACAGUCUCAUCAGUAAAUGAAGCAUUUGGAAGACGAGAGAGGCUUGUUAUCAGCAAUGCAAGAAAUUCAUCUAUUAGUGGCCCUUUUGGAAGCAGGAGCUCAGAUACACCAAUGGAGUCUUAAUGAAGAUCAUAUAUGUUGCAUUUCUUAAAAAGAAUAAAAAAGAUUUUAAAAAGUAAUUCCUUAAACAUGCCAUCUGUCACAG
Molecule: messenger RNA, 1406 nt
Organism: Propithecus coquereli (Coquerel's sifaka)
Lineage: Eukaryota; Metazoa; Chordata; Mammalia; Primates; Indriidae
Gene: PWP1
Product: PWP1 homolog (S. cerevisiae)
Exons: 12
Coding region: 101-1324 (407 amino acids)
Biological process (GO): rRNA processing
Cellular component (GO): nucleus
Molecular function (GO): protein binding
Source: RefSeq, a predicted model, not a curated record